This is a messenger RNA of Anolis sagrei ordinatus, 3535 nucleotides long. RefSeq names its product F-box protein 10 (gene FBXO10). Gene Ontology annotation, biological process: ubiquitin-dependent protein catabolic process; regulation of apoptotic process. The record is from RefSeq and is a predicted model, not a curated record. NCBI's taxonomy places the organism in Eukaryota, Metazoa, Chordata, Lepidosauria, Squamata, Anolidae. Gene Ontology annotation, molecular function: protein binding.
UCCCUUGGAAGCUCUCUAUGACCCGGACGCCCGUGCGCGGUGGAGCUCGGGGGAGUGGCUCCUUUCCUCGGGUGUUUUCCUGCCUCCAUCGUGGGGCCAGCCAGCGGAUGGGAUGCGGUGAGAGAAGGUGGCAAUGGAGAUCAACGGGCUUCCGCUGGAGCUCUGGCGCCUGAUACUGUCUUACUUGCGCCUUCCUGAUCUCGGCCGGUGCAGCUUGGUGUGCAGGGCCUGGUACGAGCUCAUCCUCAGCCUGGACAACACACGAUGGCGGCAACUGUGCCUUGGUUGCAUUGAGUGCCGUCACCCAAACUGGCCCAAUCAGCCAGACGUUGAGCCUUGGUCCUGGAGGGAAGCCUUCAAGCAACAUUAUCUAGCCUCGAAAACCUGGACCAAAAACAGCCAAGACUUUGAGUCCUCCAACUGCUUCUACUUGUUCAGGAGGAAAAAGGACCGCCGUGUCCUUUCCGUGGGGCCUGGUUGUGAGUUUGACAACCUAAGGAGUGCCUUGCUCUCCGCGAGCGCUUACGACAGAAUCGUGCUCUUGCCGGGAGUGUAUGAGGAGCAGAGUGAGAUUUUCCUCAAGGCCCCGGUGGAAAUUAUGGGGAAGGGAAAGCUCGGCGACGUGGCCCUCCUGGUGAGCUUUGACCAGCACUGUCCCACCAUGAGGUUGUGCAAUUUGAUCUUCAUGCCAGCUUGGUUCACACCUGUUGUCUAUAAGACAACUUCCGGUCACGUCCAGUUUGACAACUGCAACUUUGAGAACAGUCAGCUGCAGAUUCAUGCCCCAGGAACCUGCCAGGUCAAAUUCUGCACCUUCAACCAGUCCAGCAUCAAUGUCCACAGUGUGGCCAUUUGCCUCCUGGAAAACUGUGAAUUUGUCGGGAGUGAAAAUGCCUCUGUGACGGUAGAAGGCUGCCCAUCUUUGGACAGGAACUGGGCCUGCAAACACUUGUCCAUGUUGGCAAAGUCGCGUUCUGUGUUGCUGCAGACUUCAGAGGCACCGUUUUGUAACAUGACGAAGUUGGAAAGCCAGGGACACCUGCAGAUAAGGAACACGAGGACCUGUGAGAUUGUGGUGGGCGAGGACCUGGGUAAUAUAUUCCCUGCUUCACAGAUUCAAGGGAUACCAAAGAGAGGAUGUGAGAAGGAGAGUGAUGUUACUGGGAAUCCUAGUGUGGCGCACAAGGAGGAAGCGGUGACGAUAGAUACAGAUUCCAGUGACAGCGAACUGAGCAUAAGCAGCGAGAAUGAGGAUGACGAUGAGUCAGUCUACAAACUGCCUUACCAGGCUCAUAGCCUGAGUCACAUGUUGGCCAAAGUUAUUCAUGGCAGGUUGCAAACCAACGGGUUAACAGCCCUCCAAAAUGACUAUGAGCUGAAAACACUGCCUCAGGAGCUGCAGAAAGACAAGGAGGCUCAGUCACUUGCCAGCUCAGUGCAAGGGUGCCUCAUUCAGAAGUGCCUUUUCAGAGAUGGGAAGGGAGGCGUCUUUGUUUGCUCCCAGGGACAAGCCAGAGUGGAGGGGAGCAUCUUCAGGAACCUGACCUAUGCAAUGCGAUGCAUACAAAACAGUAAGAUCAUAAUGCUGAAGAAUGACAUUCAUCAUUGCAAGACCUCAGGGAUAUUUCUGCGCCUUGGUGCAGGGGGCUUGAUUGCAGAAAAUAACAUUCAUUCCAACUGCGAAGCUGGUGUGGACAUCCGGAAAGGAGCCAACCCUCUGAUCCUGUGUAAUCGGAUCCACAGUGGCCUUCGCUCCGGCAUCGUUGUCCUUGGCAACGGAAAAGGCGUCAUCCGUAGCAAUCAAAUAUAUGGAAAUAAGGAGGCUGGCAUUUACAUUCUGUAUAACGGCAACCCUCUGGUAAGUGGAAACCACAUCUUCCAGGGUUUGGCUGCUGGCAUAGCUGUGAAUGAAAACGGACGAGGCCAAAUAACAGAAAACGUCAUCCGAGAGAACCAGUGGGGAGGUGCUGACAUCCGCCGCGGAGGUGAUCCAGUCCUCAGAAGCAAUCUAAUUUGCUGCGGCUAUUCAGAUGGAGUGGUGGUUGGAGAACGUGGGAAAGGACUCAUUGAUGGAAACACAAUUUAUGGCAACAAGGGCUGUGGUGUCUGGGUGAUGUCCUCCAGCCUCCCUCACAUCACAAACAACCAAAUAGGGCACAACAGCAUCUACGGGAUUGCAGUGUUUUGCCACAAGGAUGAUGCCAACGAUUACCUUGCCAACCAAGGGGGAAAUGAGAAUUUCAAUGAUGAGGGAGAAGCAGCCAACUGGGAGAACGACCUUGACAGCGAAGAUGAACGCCUGACUUCCCGGAGGCCCAUCAGUGUGGCUCUUGUGGAGUCGAACAACAUCAACCACAAUGGAGCUGCUGGUUUGUAUGUGAAGAGCAGUGAGGCCCUGAACGUAAUUGGAAAUGCCAUCCAUGCAAACCACGACUGUGGUGUAGCUGUGUUUCAGAGCUCUCAGCUCACGCGGAUCGCAAGCAACAGCGUCUCUUGCAACAGCCUCGGUGGUGUCCUUGUAGAGGCCGACUGCAGGGUGGAACUGCGUGGCAAUGGCAUUUACGACAACAGUAGCCACGGAGUCACCUCCAAGGGUGAUGGGCUCAUCACGGAGAAUGACAUCCUCGGGAACCAGGGCUGCGGCCUCAAGCUGUGCCAGUCAGCUGACAUGAAGGUCUCCAAGAAUAGAAUCCACUCCUUUCGAGGUUAUGGGAUUGAGAUGCUUGACCAGACCAAAGCUUUGGUGCAAGACAAUCUGAUUUUUCAAGGGAAGUCCAAAAAAAACAUUUUACAGCAGGCAUCCAGCACUGAAGGCUGCAUCCUUCAAAACAACAAACUCCUUGCAUUCAAGAAAAGAUCUGAUGUUGCUUGGACCCUGGAGAACCCUCCAGCAAGACCUCACAUUGAAGGAUCCUCACGCGGCAUGUCUACUUCUGGGAACAGUCAGAAAGGCUCAAACAUGACAGCCAGGAUAGCCGCCAGAGUGGAAGGAGGCUGCCAUAACAAUGGCAGCAUCUUUUGCACAAUUCUGUGACGUGUGUGCAUUUCAAAUGGCCUCAGAGCUGGAAACUUUCUAACACCUAUUCAUGGUAUAAACAAAGAAUCUAUACUGGGAUAGUUUUUGACUUCCUGCUACAAGAGUGGUGUAGUGGAUUGAGUGUUUGGCUAUGACUGCAGACCAGGGUUCAAAUCCCCACUCAGCCACGAAACCCACUGGGUGACCUUGGGCAAGCCAUACUCACUCAAAGGAAGGCAAAGGUUUCUGAUAACUCUUGCCAAGAAAACACCUUAGGUUAUUGCCAGAGGUUGGACAUGACUUGGAGGCACGUAACAACAGCAUACAAGAGCCCCCAUCUUUGGAGAGCUUGUGGGCCUAUUCGAAAUUUCAAGGCACUGUGUCGUGGCAGCCAUGGGUGACUUCAUCUCUUCACAGAAUGCUGAUCUAACUACUUCCAAUUCCUAAGCAGAAGAUUCCAAUUCCUAAGCAAAAGGAACUUGACUGAGAAACUUAGAAGGAAGGAUCUAAAUCUAAAAA